This is a messenger RNA of Acanthopagrus latus (yellowfin seabream), 1185 nucleotides long. RefSeq names its product general transcription factor IIIA, b (gene gtf3ab). The record is from RefSeq and is a predicted model, not a curated record. The transcript has 9 exons. Gene Ontology annotation, cellular component: nucleus. The coding region runs from base 91 to 1062 and encodes 323 amino acids. Lineage: Eukaryota; Metazoa; Chordata; Actinopteri; Spariformes; Sparidae.
GCAGCUGGUUGUAGGUCAGUAAGUGUCCUGCCCCUUUGUUACAAGUUUUGUCUGUGACCACAGCACCACAUCUGACAUCUCUUAUUAAAGAUGGGGGAGAGGUUGCAAAGCCAAAAAAGCUAUGUUUGCUCCUUUUUUGAUUGUAAAGCCAAGUUCAGUAAGUCAUGGAAGCUAGAGGCUCACCUCUGCAAACACACGGGACUGAAACCAUUCUCCUGUGAGAACUGUGACAAGAGCUUUUGCACCCGCUAUCAGCUCUCCAGACAUGAGCUCAGUCACAGUGGGGAAAAGCCGCACAAGUGUGUGGCUGACGGGUGCUCCGAAGCCUUCGUCACAACAACGAGCUUGAAGACCCACAUGGCUCGAGUGCACCAGCGCCAGAAGAAGCAAUAUAAAUGUGAUCAUCAGGGCUGUGGAAAGUCUUUCAACAAGAGGAACCAGCUGAAAGCCCAUCAGUGUGAGCACCAGCAGAUUCUGCCGUUUCACUGUUCUUUCAAUGGCUGCACAAGAGAAUUUCCCAGUCAUGGAAAGCUGAAGCAUCACGAGAAAAUGCAUGCAGGUUACCCCUGUGAGAAUGAAGCAUGUCCUUUUCAGGGAAAGACGUGGACAGAAUAUCAAAAGCACAGAAAAGCACACAGAGUCAAGUUGCCGUGUGAAGACUGCAAGAAGGUGUUUAACAACUCCUGGUUCUUGCGCCAGCACAAGCUUUACGUCCACUCCUGGGAGAAGGGGAAGCUGUCGUGCCCCAGACAAGGGUGCGGUAAACAGUUCACCCGUUGCUUCAACCUGGAGAGCCAUGUACUGGGAGACCAUGAGGGGAAGAAGCCCUUCAGCUGUGCCUUUGCUGGCUGUGGGAAGAGCUUCGCCAUGAAGGAAAGCCUGUGGCGACAUGGAGUGGUGCACGACCCAGCAAAGCAAAAGCUGAAGAAACUGCGCCCUACAAAGAAUCUGCCCUGGCGUAAGGCCCUGCAGGCCAGACUGGCAGCUGAAGCCAAUCAGAGCGAGACCAACAAGCUUGCUGCAAGGCUGCGCAAAACAACUUUAAAGGAUAACAAAUCUUGAGGGGCAUUACAUAUGAAUAUCUGCUUGGUUUUGUUCAUUAAUGGUGAAAUAAAUCACAUAAUAUUUCUGUUUGAGUUUUUUGUUCAGGCAUGUACGAAAUAAAGCCUCGUUAAUGCAGCACAA